Osmerus eperlanus (European smelt) is the source of this 3334-nucleotide messenger RNA. RefSeq names its product abl interactor 2-like. Gene Ontology annotation, biological process: neuron migration. Gene Ontology annotation, cellular component: SCAR complex; lamellipodium; actin-based cell projection. Gene Ontology annotation, molecular function: SH3 domain binding; signaling adaptor activity. The record is from RefSeq and is a predicted model, not a curated record. Lineage: Eukaryota; Metazoa; Chordata; Actinopteri; Osmeriformes; Osmeridae. The transcript is spliced from 11 exons. Bases 143 to 1606 code for a protein of 487 amino acids.
AACAGGAAGAAACCGGAUUAUUGCUGGUGUAGACAGCUCAUUGCUCACUAAUGGGAAUACCCGAGCACCUACCUGCAUCCGACUUCACAACUCAGGACUCCGAGCGGUGACGCUAGCAGGCAGGCUAGCUAAAGAUGUGAAAAUGGCGGAGUUACAAAUGCUUUUGGAAGAGGAGAUUCCAGCUGGACGCAGUGCAUUGCUUGACAGUUUCACCAAUUUGGAGAGAGUUGCCGAGUACUGCGAAAGCAACUAUGUUCAGUCCCCAGACAAGCACAGGGCCCUGGAGGAGACUAAGAACUACACCACCCAGUCCCUGGCCAGCGUGGCCUACCUGAUCAACACCCUGGCCAACAACGUGCUGCAGAUGCUGGACAUCCAGGCCUCGCAGCUCCGACGCAUGGAGUCCUCCAUCAACCACAUCUCCCAGACAGUGGACAUCCACAAGGAGAAGGUGGCGAGGAGGGAGAUUGGCAUCCUGACCACCAAUAAGAACACGUCUCGCACGCACAAGAUCAUCGCCCCGGCCAAUCCCGAGAGGCCUGUCAGAUACAUCCGCAAGCCCAUUGACUACAGCCUACUGGACGACAUGGGUCACGGAGUCAAGUGGUUGCUAAGGUUUAAGGCCAGUGCUCAGAACAUGAAGGCGGGAGGAGCUCUCCCACGCACCAACCCCCCCACUCAGAAACCCCCCAGCCCACCAAUCACAGGGAAGGGAACGCUUGGGCGACACUCCCCCUAUAGGACCCUCGAGCCUGUUCGUCCUCCGGUCGUCCCUAACGACUAUGUCUCCAGUCCGACACGCAGCGCCCCGCCCCCCCUGCAGAGCCCCGCCCACCCAGCGUCUCUCCCUCAGAGGAACCGCACGUACAGCAGUGGCAGCAGUGGGGGCAGUCACCCCAGCAGCAGCAGCAGCCGGGAGAACAGCGGGAGUGGCAGCGUGGGCUUGCCCAUCGCCGUGCCGACGCCGGCCCCGCCCAGCGCGGCGUUCCCAGGUACUGCUCCUCAGUUCUUCAGUAUGAACCGCCCCCCCCAGCAGGUGCAGCCUGGGCUUCAGGUGGGGGGCUCCCUGCCCUUCCGCCGCCCCUCCUCCGUCACCGGGCAGCCCGGCCCGCCCCAGACCCAGCUGAACGGAGGACCGCACUUCACCCAGAACCCAGCAGGACCCCCGGCCCCCCCUCCCCCCUCCUUGCAGGUCACCCCCCAGCUGCCCCUGAUGGGCUUCGUGGCCCGGGUCCAGGAGAGCAUCUCAGACGUGCCUCCUCCCCCUCCCCCCGCGGACGAGCCGGUGUUUGAGGAGGCCACGCCCCCUCCGCCGCCCCCUGAGGACUACGAGGAUGAUGAGGACGAGGAAGAGUCGGCCGUGGUGGAGUACAGCGACCCCUACGCUGAGGAAGACCCCCCCUGGGCCCCCCGUAGCUACCUGGAGAAAGUGGUGGCGAUCUACGACUACGCGCGGGACAAGGAGGACGAGCUGUCCUUCCAGGAGGGAGCCAUCAUUUACGUGAUCAAGAAGAACGACGAUGGCUGGUACGAGGGCGUGAUGAGCGGCACCACCGGACUGUUCCCUGGGAACUACGUUGAGUCCAUCAUGCACUACGCUGACUGACCCCUCUCUCUUGGGGGGGAGGGGGUCAAAGGUCAAAGACUUUGUCGGACAGAGCAUGAUCACAUUUGCGCGGGACAGGUGGUCACAGCCGAGGACUCGGACGGCACGAAUGAACAAGCAGGUCUUAGAGACGAAGUUGGUUGUUCGACGGCCACUAUAGAUAUUCCCUUUGUCUGUUGCUUUAACUUGAUUUCUUUAUUUUUUUUCCUGAAUGGAGAGACUGUUGGGUGGUGUCGUGUUUAGUUUUUUUUACCGUGCUUGGGAGAUGAUUUUUGUCUUGACCAACAGAAAAAGCCACAAGGAAUGUUGUGCUUCUUUAGCUGCUGAUUGUGUUCGAUGCUCUGUUUUACCCUGUGCUUUGAAUCUGUUUAUGGUGACAUGGUAUUGUGAGGGAGGGAGGUGUUCUACUGGGAGACAUGAUGUCUGUGCUCCAGCUGAAGAACCAGGGAAUACCUCAGAAUCCUGGAACACCACAGUUCAACACUCAGAUACUUACUUUAUCACUAACCCGAGGCGCUGAGGUCUAGGUCAGCGUGAGGGGCAGAGGAUCAUGCUUCAGUACUUUAUACUAGGUCAGGAACACUGACAGUCACUGAGAUAAGCACAUCGUCUUAAUCUGACAAAUAUGAAUAUAUAUAUAUAUAUAUAAAGAGAGAGAUAUAUGAGAUACAUUAUCAUGUUUAUGGUUAUAGAUAAUAAAUUAAAUAAUGUUCCUUGCUCUCAUGAGCCAGUUUUAAGCCCUUCUGUCUGAGCCUGCUUUGUAACAAGCUGGCUCUGGGCUCCUGGCAGAUUAGUGACCCGUCUAAGUAGCUACGGGCAUGGCCGGCACACGGGAGGAGGAGGGAAGGGCCGGCACACGGGAGGAGGGCAGCGCCGGCACACAGGAGGAGGGCAGGGCCGGCAUACGGGAGGAGGGCAGGGCCGGCACACGGGAGGAGGAGGGCAGGGCCGGCACACGGGAGGAGGAGGGCAGGGCCGGCACACGGGAGGAGGGCAGGGCCGGCACACGGGAGGAGGAGGGCAGGGCCGGCACACGGGAGGAGGAGGAGGGCAGGGCCGGCACACGGGAGAAGGAGGGCAGGGCCGGCACACCGGAGGAGGAAGGAAGAUGACAAGAGGAGGGGGAUCUGAAGUGCACCAUCACACAACAGAUGAAGUGAUAUGUCACUGCCUCCAUCUGAAGGCACUGGCCACUCAUGGAGUGUUUUUAGUGUAUAAGAGGUUUCGAUAUUUGGGCUUUAUUUCCUGUUAUAUUGAUCCUAGUGGAUCUUAUUUAAGGAGUCUGCUGGGUUAUGCAGGAAGUGGCAGACUGCAUGUUUAGAUCAAACUUAUUUCUUUCUUUUUUCGUUAUAUUGAUGAUUACCGUCUUAAUAUUUUAGAUAUGGUGUGGUUAUUGGUUUGGUUUUGAUAUUCACCCAUAUUACCAUCAUUAAAGAGGGAGGGGGGGGGACUGACUUAUGCAUUUAGAUGGUUAAUGACGCUUGUGCCAUAUUGAAGUGUGUGUAUGUGUGUGUGUAGGUGUUUCAAAGGCAUCACUUCCAUUUGCAAUAAAUUGUUUGGUGUAGGAUCAGUUGGAAAUUUAGCCUAGUCUUUGAGAUUGUCUUGGAUUGAAAGCACGUUUGUAUUGCGUAUAAGACAACUAAAACUAAAUUGAUAAAUUAAGCUGAAUUAUUUGCUCAACAGAGGAUUGAUAAACUGGAAUAAUCGGUAAUCACUGAAAGUUGAAAA